Messenger RNA from Hibiscus syriacus, 779 nucleotides. Its product is annotated as probable E3 ubiquitin-protein ligase XERICO. Lineage: Eukaryota; Viridiplantae; Streptophyta; Magnoliopsida; Malvales; Malvaceae. The transcript has 2 exons. The record is from RefSeq and is a predicted model, not a curated record. The coding region runs from base 102 to 575 and encodes 157 amino acids.
CUUUAGUUUCCCCCCCCUGAAGUGUUCCAUUAACAUAAUUUCCCCAAUUGAAUGCUGGUUUUGUUAGGGGUUACCCGGGAAUCCCGAACUUGAUACAAAAAAUGGGGCUCUCAAGGCUACCAAGUCCAUCAGAAGGAAUGCUAUGUGUACUCUUGGUAAAUGCAGCUUUGUCUUUGUCUAUAAUUAAAGGCAUACUUCGGUCCAUCCUUCGGAUUAUCGGUAUCCAUCUAUCAUCGUCAUCAACAUCCCCGGAUUCUACUCGAUCAUUCACGGAUUAUAGUGAAAGUCCCGGGGAACCAUCUUCAUACCGCAAGGCAUCUAAAAUUUACAUCGAGGAGUUCCGGAGUAAGAUCCCGACAGUUCGGUUCGACACAUUAAGCAGCAGUGAGCGACCCGAGUAUGACUGCCCUGUCUGCCGGUGUGAGUUUGAGCCUGAAUCAGAGAUUAACCUCUUGUCCUGCGGCCAUACCUUUCACAAGGAGUGCGCGGAAAAGUGGUUGAGAUAUCUGAGGGGUACCUGCCCGCUUUGCCGGACUCCUAUGGUGGCCGAUGAAGAGUUUUCCAGCUAUUGGUGAGAAGAUUACAAGUGUGACGAGUUGGAGAAAAGUCUCCAUUGUACAGCCUGUUUACUUCACGUAUAGGUAUAUAUAUAGUUUCAUGUUGUCAACAUGAGGCUUAGUGUGUUAGGCUACCCGCAAGUUUACCUUGAUGUGGUGACGUGUUGUGUAAUUUUCAGGGUUUCUGGUGUUAUAUGCAAGUCUCAUUUCCGUCUUAAGCUU